Molecule: messenger RNA, 3288 nt
Organism: Lasiodiplodia theobromae
Lineage: Eukaryota; Fungi; Ascomycota; Dothideomycetes; Botryosphaeriales; Botryosphaeriaceae
Product: Importin beta-3 subunit protein
Exons: 6
Coding region: 1-3288 (1095 amino acids)
Biological process (GO): protein import into nucleus
Cellular component (GO): nucleus; cytoplasm
Molecular function (GO): nuclear import signal receptor activity
Source: RefSeq, a predicted model, not a curated record
AUGUCAAUCCUCCCGCCGGACGUACACCAGGCACUGGCUGCGCUCCUUCAAGGUUUGCAGUCGGCCGAUAACUUGGCUCGCUCAAAUGCCGAAGAGCAGCUCAAUGCGGAAUGGGUCGUCGCAAGGCCUGACGUGCUGUUAGUCGGGUUGGUUGAGAAUAUCCAGCUGUCUGAGGACCCUUCGACGCGCUCGUUUGCCAGUGUGCUUUUCCGGCGCAUAGCUACCAGGAGUCGCAAGGACCCCACGACAGACCAGACCAAGGAACUUUUUCUCACCCUCCCCCAACCCCAGCGCAACGUCAUCCGGGAGAAGCUUCUCCAGUGCCUCGACGGCGAGCAGAAUGCGCAGGUCAGGAACAAGGUUGGCGACGCCAUUGCCGAGAUCGCUCGGCAGUAUACCGAGGAGGGUGAGCCUUGGCCUGAGCUCCUCGGCGGUCUCUUCAAGGCCAGCCAGUCGGCAGAGCCCGGUCAGCGCGAAAGUGCUUUCCGCAUAUUUGCGACUACCCCCGGUAUAAUCGAGAAGCAGCACGAAGAUACCGUGCUCGGCGCCUUCACAAAUGGCUUUAAGGACGACAACAUCAUGGUCCGCAUUGCGGCCAUGGAGGCGUUCGCUUCCUUCUUCCGCUCUAUCAACAAGAAGAGCCAGCAGAAGUACUACCCGCUCAUCGCCGAAAUCCUCAACAUCCUCCCGCCGAUCAAGGAAGCCGGCGACUCCGAUCAGCUCUCCAAGGCCCUCGUUUCUCUUAUCGACCUCGCAGAGAUCGCCCCUAAGAUGUUCAAGCCGGUUUUCAACGCCUUGGUCAACUUCAGUAUCACUGUGAUUCAGGACAAGGAGCUCGAUGACCAGGCACGCCAGAAUGCCCUCGAGCUGAUGGCCACCUUCGCGGAUUGCAGCCCGCAGAUGUGCAGGAAGGAUCCUAACUACACCCCCGACAUGGUUACUCAGUGCCUGUCUUUGAUGACUGACGUCGGAAACGACGACGACGAUGCUGCGGAGUGGAACGCGUCUGAGGAUCUCGACAUUGACGAGAGCGACCAAAACCACGUCGCUGGUGAGCAAUGCAUGGACCGUCUUGCAAACAAGCUCGGUGGUGGAGCAAUUCUCCCUCCCACCUUCAACUGGUUGCCGCGCAUGAUGACUUCUUCGGCAUGGCGUGACAGGCACGCCGCCCUCAUGGCUAUCUCGGCCAUUUCCGAAGGCUGCAGGGAUAUGAUGGUUGGCGAACUCGACAAAGUCCUGGAUCUCGUUGUCCCAGCUCUGCAGGACCAGCACCCCCGUGUUCGUUGGGCCGGUUGCAAUGCUCUUGGCCAAAUGAGCACCGACUUCGCCGGCACCAUGCAGGAGAAGUACCACCAGGUCGUCCUUCAGAACAUCAUCCCGGUCCUUCAGUCUGCCGAGCCCCGUGUCCAGGCACACGCCGCCGCCGCUUUGGUCAACUUCUGCGAGGAGGCGGAGAAGGAGGUUCUUGAGCCCUACCUCGACACCCUUCUGACCAACCUACUCCAGCUCCUUCAGAGCCCCAAGCGCUUUGUCCAGGAGCAGGCCCUCUCUACGAUCGCCACUGUCGCCGAUUCUGCGGAGGUUGCUUUCUCCAAGUACUACGAUACCCUGAUGCCCCUUCUGUUCAACGUUCUGAGGGAGGAGCAGUCGAAGGAGUACAGGUUGCUGAGGGCGAAGGCCAUGGAGUGUGCGACGCUCAUUGCGCUGGCUGUUGGCAAGGAUAAGAUGGGCCAGGAUGCUAUUGCUCUUGUCAAUCUCCUUGGCACGAUCCAGCAGGGUAUUACCGACUCGGACGAUCCUCAGGCCUCCUACCUCUUGCACUGCUGGGGUCGUAUGUGCCGUGUUCUGGGUCAGGACUUCCUUCCUUAUCUCCCGGCCGUUAUUCCUCCUCUUACCGAGCUUGCUGGUGCCAAGGCCGACAUUCAACUUCUGGAUGAUGAUGAGCAAGUUGCCCAGGUUGAGCAAGAGGAGGGUUGGGAACUGGUUCCUCUCAAGGGCAAGGUUAUUGGCAUCAAGACCAGCACUCUGGAUGACAAGCACAUGGCCAUUGAACUCAUCGUCAUCUACGCCCAGGUCCUAGAGGGUGCCUUCGAGCCGUACGUCAACGAGAUUAUGGACAAGAUUGCCAUCCCCGGCCUCGCUUUCUUCUUCCACGACCCUGUCAGAGUCGCAUCCGCCAAGUGCGUGCCGCAGCUGCUUAACUCUUACAAGAAGGCCCACGGCGAGCAAUCGCCUCAGCUUGGCCAGCUCUGGGCCAGGACGGUCGAGAAGGUUCUCGAGGUGCUCAGCACCGAGCCUGCCAUCGACACCCUUGCCGAGAUGUACCAGUGCUUCUACGAGUGUGUUGAGAUUCUGGGUAAGAACUGCUUGACGGAUCAGCACAUGGCUGCAUUCAUCGAUGCCGCCAAGUCUGUUCUCGAGGAGUACAAGGAGCGUGUCAAGGCCCGUCUGGAGGAACAGGCUGAUAACGAGGAGGGUGAGGAGCUUUCCGAGGAGGUUGCCUUCGCCAUUGAGGAUGAUCAGACUCUCCUUUCCGAUAUGAACAAGGCUUUCCACGUCAUUUUCCAGAUGAUGGGUCCCGCCUUCCUGCCUCACUGGGAGCGUCUUCUUGAGUUCUACACCAACUUUGUCACGAACCCUGACCCGACGCAGAGGCAAUGGGCCAUCUGCAUUUUCGAUGAUGUCCUGGAAUUCUGCGGCCCGCAAUCCUGGAACUACAAUCAGUACAUCAUCAACCCCAUUGUCAAUGGUAUGCGCGACGACGUUGCUGCCAACAGGCAAGCCGCUGUGUAUGGCGUUGGUGUCGCGGCGCAAAAGGGCGGCGAGCCUUGGUCUGAAUUCGCCAACAACUGCUUGCCGAUUCUCUUCGAGGUCAUCAGCAGGCCGAAUGCCCGCGAGGACGACGACGUCUUUGCUACCGAGAACGCUUGUGCAAGCAUAGCAAAGAUUCUGCACUACAACAACACCAAGGUUGCCAACGUGCAAGAUGUCGUCAACGCCUGGGUGGACACUCUUCCCAUCGUCAACGACGAGGAGGCUGCGCCUUACGCAUAUGCUUUCCUUGCGCAACUCAUCGACCAGAGCAACCCCGCCGUUCUAGCCAAGGCUCCUCAGUGCUUCAACCACGUCGCCCUUGCCCUCGAGGCCGAGACCCUUCAGGGCAACAUCGCUAGCCAGGUCGUUCGCGCAACGAAGCAGCUGGUUCAGACCGCCGGUCUGGACGCCAAUCAAUUGCUCCUCAACCUGACCCCUGAGGCGCAGCACACCGUGCGUGCGUACUUCGGUUAA